AUGGAUACCAAAUUGGAGGCGCGUGGCCAAUUUCCGGCCUCGUUUCCGGACACAUUCAAAAACUUCUUUGCUAUGAUGAACGAAGACGAGGAUCAUAUGGGGCUCUUUGCCAAUCUCCUGGAGGAUAAGGUAAUUCCCCGCCAGAAUAGCCCCGUGCCCGUCCAGCGUCAGCGCUACGGCGGCAGCAUGCGGAGCCACAGCGGGGGAGACAGUUCCGGCCGUCCCGGCCGCCACUAUCAUCCCCCCCAACAGCUGCAGCAGCAGCAGCAGCAGCAGCAGCAGCAACAGCAGCAGUUGCCGCAGGGCCAACAACAGCACAACAUGUCGGUCUAUCAGUCGCGCAGCCGGAGCGGCAGUGGCGGCAGCGGCUCGGACCUGAUCUCCGCCAGCAUCGGGAGUCGUCCCAGCUCACUGCGUCGCUCCCGGGCCUCACUUAGCUUCAGUACCAAUGGCUUGAAUGCCGCCGGUAUGGGGCCGGAUCCAGGUCCUGGUCCUGGUCCUGGUAGUGGCAGCGGCCUAGACCUAAGCCAGAGCCAAAAUCUCAAUCAAAAUCAUGGCCAGAAAUUAAAAUCGGCAGCUCAAUCGAGUGGAUCCAAUACGCAGCUGUGCAAGCACAUCAAGUACUGCUGCCUCCACCAGGAGGCCGUGUCCCAGCCCUCACAGACCGAUCCCGGCCAGAAGCAUGUGACCCUUGUCUGUGACUGCGAGAGGCUGAGGGAGAAACAGAAGCGUCUCGGACCCGAUGGCGAGGACAAUUGCGGCUUGAUCAAGCUUCAGGGCUAUGUGUAUGGCUAUGCCCCGCCACAGGUGUUGCCAAUAAAGCCAACGAAGCCAUCGAAGCCAUCGAAGCCAAUUAAGAUCAUGGCACCACCGUCGACCACCACGUCCAGCGAUGAGCCGAGAUCCUCCUCGCCCAGCACCACGGCGGCGGCCAAAAAUAAGAGCCUCCAGGAGCGGCAGGAGCGCACACAGGCUCGACAUUCGGUCAUUCUGGAGAGAGCAUUCGAUUUCGAUGCCAGUUGCGAUGAGAGCGAUAGCCUCAGUCUGAGCAGCAGCAACCAGGGACCAGUGCCAUCGCCAGCUCCCCAUCAAUUGGCCUACAAUGUGCUCAAGCCGAUCCUCAAGCAGCCACAGAAGCAACACCAGCAACAGCAGCAACAGCAGCAACAGCAGCAGCAGCAACACCUGCAACAGCAUCUGCAACAGCAACAGCAACAGAUACCGGUUCAUCCGAAGCAACAUCGCAUCCUGCCCACUCCACCCACGCACAGUGGCCUUGGGGCAUACCACACCCGCGAGGCUGCCUUGCAGCGUGUCCAGCAGCAAAGUGGCUUCGGUAGUCGUGGCAACCUGACCGCCAUUCCGGCCACUGCCACGUCUUAUGGCCAGGGACCCAGCACCUCGGCAGCAGCAGCAGCGGCCUACAAUGCCUACAGUCAAGCCCUGGAACAGUCGUUGCAGCAACUGCAGCAAGUGCAGUUUGAGUCGCAGCAGCCACAGGUUCAGUUCGAUUCACAGCAUGUGCAGUUUGAGCCACAACAAGUGCAGUUCGAUACUCACCAGCAACAGCAGGUGCAGUUCGAGGCUCAUCAGCAAGGCUAUGAUGUGGAAGAGCAGCAGUUCCUGGAGCAGCAGCAUCAGCAGCAGCAACAUCAGCAGCAGCAGCAACAUCAUCACCAUCAGCAGCAGCAAUUCCCGCCUGAGGAAUGGGAUUAUAGCACAGAUUCAAAUCCAAAUACAGUGCCGCUUCUUAGCACCUACAAUGAUUUCCUCAAUGCAGCCCAAAAUCCAACUGGUAGUCGACAGAGUCUUAGGGCCCAAAAGUCACCGAUUUUGAAUAGACGACGAGCCUCUUCGAUAGCCGGAAACCUGUUGCAUUCGGAGUACAAUUAUGGAACUCGAAAUAGCAUCGGUGGAGUCCCUUUGGAUCCUGAGGAUUUUCAACGCAUUUCGCACAGCAGUAGCGCCAGGGACCGCAUGUCCCUUGCUGGCGUCCUUACUUUCCAGCAAGCCAUUUCCGGUGCCGUGUCGCCGCAAUACGGUCCCAUUGGACUGGAUGCCGCGGACAUGAUGCCAGGUGGAGGAGGUUCCGCAGGUGCUGCAGCUGCUGGUGACCGAGGAGGAGGCGGCUUAAUUGGUAAUUUGGGAAACGGGAGUGGAGGCCUGCCGGGCGGUUCAGCCCACAAUCUCAGCGUUGGCGUUGGACUGGGAUUUCUGGGUGGCUCAAGCAGCACCUUAGCUGCUGUCGCCGAGGUGACUAGUGGGCCGGAUGCCACCUCCAGUGACUCGCUGUCCCCAGAAGUGGUAAUACCGGGACAAUGUACCACCACCAGAUCCACACAAACGCAACUGCAGCAGCAAUUGCAACAACAGCAGCAGCUGCAACAGCAACAGCAGCAGCAGCAGCAGCAACAGCAGCAGCGGGAGCGCGGUGUGGGCGUUGGCGAGUCCUUCGGAGGAGGCAGUGCCUCCAACUCCAAUAUGGCCAGUAUGGCCGCAGCUAAUGUAGUUUCAACAACAUCAUCACAGCCAGGACGAUCUCUGCUGGAACGACAACGCCUUAGGACAUCCAGCAUGCCAGCAGAGAGCCGAAGGCCCCGAUUGGCGGAUAUGCGCCGGUCUGCCAUCCAUACCGGUGAUCCAGACAUGGGCUACUAUCGUCUACGUAGCUUCAGUAUAACCUCUCACGGAGUUUGUAAUUUGGGUGACUCCCUAAGGAGCCGCAGGUCACGUUCGAUCAAAUCCGUGACAUCGACGGGCACAUCUACCAGCGGCCUGGAUCGUCACAAUAGCAACGCUUCGCGAGCCUCUGGAGAAGUCGUGGACGGUGGGGAUCCCAUGGUCCUGGGGGACAGACCACCGGAUGGGGAUCCCAAUGUGCCCGCCUUUAAGAUUGCCAUGCUCGGUGCCUCCGGCGUGGGCAAGACCACCCUGACAUACCAGUUCACCACAUCCGAUUACAUAUGCGCCUACGACCUGAGUCUCGAUGAUGACUAUGGACAGAAGAAGGUGUCGGUGCUGCUUGAUAACAUUGAGACGGAUUUGGAAAUUAUUGACCAUCCAGCGAGCGAGAUGUCGACGGAGGCCUUCUGUGCCACCUACAACAUCGAUCUGUUUGUGGUUGUCUACUCUGUGGUGGAUCGCAAAACCUUCAAGGAAGCGGAGCGCGUGCUGCAGUACCUCAAGGAGAACGAGAUGCUUCUCUCCCGGGGAGCCAUUCUGGUGGGGAACAAGACGGAUCUGGAGCGACAUCGAGUGGUGAAUCAGUACAUGGGUCGCUAUGUGGCCACCCAGAUAGCUUGCAAGUUCAUCGAGACAUCCUCCGGUCUGCAUCACAAUGUGGACGAGCUCCUAGUGGGCAUUGUGGCCCAGGUGAAGCUCAAUCCUCAGCGCCUGCGCCGCCUGACGGAGAAGGAGCUGUACGAGCUGCUGAAUCUCCAGAGCGCCAUCCAGAAGCAUAGCGGUAUGCAUCUGCAUGCCCGUCGCAUGGUCCGCCAGAUGAGUAUCUACCAAGGCGACGAGGAGGAGCAAGACGCGGAGGAGGAUGAGGAGAAGGAGAUGGAGAUGGAGAGUAUAUGACAGGAGGAGCAGCAGGCAGAGGGAGGAGGAGUUGGUGGUAGGAAGACCCGCAUAGAGAAUCCCAAUCGCAAGCCCUUGAACUUGGAGAGCAUCCUCAAGAUGGGCGAAAGUGAGAUCGAGGAUGGCGACGUCCUGGAAUCCACACAUCACCAUCAACAGCAGCUCAGCAAGUUCGAGUUGCUGACCGCCAACGAGGAGUUCCAUCGCCACCGAACGCCACGACGCCAACCCUUUGGCAAGAGGCGCUCCUUCGACGGUGCCACCUUCACGUCCACGGCAGCCGCCGCCAUGGCCGAGCUGCAGCGUCGCCAUGAACUCCGCGCCCUCGACGACUCCCAGAUCCCCGAUGAGGAGGAACGGCUACGGCACAGGAACAGAGACAGGGAUGGCAGGAAUGCCAGCGAGGAUGACGAGGAGGCUGCCGGGGGCACAGACCCGGGAGCACCUCGGAGCUCCUGCAACCGGAAGGUGGUCAAGAAGCUAACCGCCCGCACCAAGGUCUUCAUCUCGUCGGUGCUGCGCUUCAAGAAGUCCAUCAAUCUGAGGCGCCGCAACUCCUCCAGCUGCAGCGAUCUCUUUGUGAUCUAAGCUGGAGAGGAUCACGGCAAUGGGCGAGCCAUAGACUGACUGUACAUAGACGGGAAUCAAGGAGGAGAGAGUAGCAUAGAAUCAGGGUAAGUCUAGCGGAUGUAAGGGUGAACAGGGAUGGAUGCAAAAGAGCGUGGGGAGAGCACAGCGAGAGGGAUCCACAAGAAACUACAGGGAGUCGUCACCAAUUUUAGUCAGAAAUAUUUUUUAGAGCACCAUCUUGAGGCAGUUCUUCAAGCUCCGAGAGGAGCUUCCGGCGAGAAUGUUAAAGGGUUCGAAAGAUUUUACUAAAGCUGCAAAUGCCGACAAUAAUUUUCAGUCCAAUGAAUAUUGAUCAGCAGACUUUUUAAGUAGCAACCAAUCGGAAUAAAAAUAAAAUACCUGAGGUAUAAAAAAGGUAU
Molecule: messenger RNA, 4568 nt
Organism: Drosophila serrata
Lineage: Eukaryota; Metazoa; Arthropoda; Insecta; Diptera; Drosophilidae
Cellular component (GO): plasma membrane
Molecular function (GO): calcium channel regulator activity; GTPase activity; GTP binding
Source: RefSeq, a predicted model, not a curated record